UCUGGUGGAUCUUAUGGACAAAGAGCCCCAGGUUCUUCAUACAACACAUAUUCUGGUAACCAGGGAGGGCCUUACUUCUAUCCUGGAGGAGCCUAUGGACAGGGUGACCCAGGUUCUUCCCACAGUUCUUACUCUGGCAACCAGGGAGGGCCUUCCUACUAUUCUGGUGGAUCUUAUGGACAGGGAGGGUCUUCUGCUUAUGAUGGCAGCAGUGAAUCCUAUGGUCAGGGUGGAUCUUCUGCAUAUAGUGGUUCUGAGGCUUAUGGCCAGGACUCACCUUCUAUGGGAGCCAGUGAAACUGAAGAUAAUGAUCCCUCCUCACCGUCUGGUAGCCGCCAGAGUGAACGGGAUUUUUAUUCCCCAGGAGGCAGCCAGUCAGGUGGACAUGGGUCAUCUUCUCAAAGUGGUAGCUACUCCAGUGGACAGGACUCAUCCUCAUCUGGAAGCAGCCAGUAUGGUGGGCAGGGUUCACCUUCCUCAGGAGGCAGCCAGUCUGGUGGACAGGGUGGAUGUGAUUGUUCUGGGGCAAAUUCUGGUGGAUCCCCUACUUUAGUCAGAAGCGAUUCCUCUGCAAAUGACACAUCUUCUUCUGGAGGCAGCCAGUACAACAGCCAGGAUUCAUAUUCCUCUGGAGCUAGCCAGUAUGGAGGACAUGAGUCAUCUUCUUAUGGAGGCAGCCAGUAUGGUGGACAAGGUUCACCUUCCUCAGGAGGCAGCCAAUAUGGUGGACAGGGUUCACCUUCUUCAGGAGGCAGCCAGUAUGGAGGACAGGGCUCAUCUUUCUCAAGUGGCAGACCUUAUGGAGGACAGGGUAUAGCUUCUUCGGGAAGCAGCCAGUAUAGUGGACAGGGCUUUUCUUCAGGGGUCAGACAGUCUGGAGGACAGGGUGGGUGUGUGUGCCCCGGUGGAGGUUCAGGCUCUUUCGCAGGAACCAACUACCACGGUGGACAGGGUUCAUAUCCUGGAAGUAAUCAGUAUGGUGGACAGGGAUCUUAUCCUUCAGGAGGCAGCCAAUAUGGUGGGCAGGGCUCAUAUCCUUCUGGAGGCAGACAACAUGGUAAACCAGGUUCCUCUUCCUCAGGAGGCAGUCAUCAAGGAAAGCCAGGUGGCUCUGGCUCAGGAAGCACUUACUCUGGGAAACCGCAAUCACCUUACUCGGGCGGCAGUCAAGUGAAAGGAAAAGGUCAAGACAUGUCUGCCCAUUUAAAGUACCUUUCCUUGGGCAUCCUGGUUUUUCAGACCACAAGUUUAGUGUUGACCAUGCGCUAUUCUCGGACACUGAAAGAAGAAGGACCUCGUUACUUAUCCUCUACUGCAGUAGUUAUUGCUGAACUUCUGAAGAUUUUGGCCUGUGUUCUAUUAGUCUACAAAGACAGCAAAUGCAAUUUACGAACUCUGAACAGAGUGCUACGUGAUGAAAUCCUUAACAAACCAAUGGAAACCCUUAAACUCGCCAUUCCUUCAGGAAUUUACACUCUUCAGAACAACUUGCUAUAUGUAGCAUUGUCAAACCUAGAUGCAGCAACAUACCAGGUUACAUAUCAACUGAAAAUUCUCACCACAGCACUGUUUUCUGUGUCCAUGUUGAGCAAGAAACUGGGCGUAUACCAGUGGCUGUCACUAGUAAUAUUGAUGACAGGAGUGGCAUUUGUGCAGUGGCCUUCAGACUCUCAAGCAACACCUGCUAAGGAGCACUCAGCAGGAUCACAGUUUGUAGGCCUGAUUGCAGUUCUCAUAGCGUGCUUUUCUAGUGGAUUUGCUGGAGUUUAUUUUGAGAAAAUUUUAAAGGAAACUAAGCAGUCUGUGUGGAUCAGAAACAUUCAGCUUGGGUUUUUUGGUAGCAUAUUUGGACUGAUGGGUGUUUACAUUUAUGAUGGAGAGCAGCUGUCAAAGAAUGGAUUUUUUCAAGGAUACAAUAAACUUACUUGGGUGGUGUGUUCUACAGGCACUUGGAGGGCUGGUGAUUGCUGCUGUUAUAAAAUAUGCGGACAACAUUUUAAAGGGAUUUGCAACUUCUCUCUCCAUUAUACUGUCAACAUUGAUCUCCUAUUUCUGGCUGCAGAUUUUGUCCCUACAAGUGUCUUUUUCCUCGGAGCCAUCCUUGUAAUAGCAGCUACUUUUCUAUACGGUUAUGAUCCCAAACCUGCAGGAAAUCCCAUUAAGGCAUAGCAGACUUCUCAUCAACCUGCUUCUGGAGAUCAUGCACUGGGGGCCUUGCUAGCACUGGCAUGUGGGAAGUGUCACUGUGCACUGCAAGGGAAGGAUGACUGCCCUGAUUAUAUGGAAGAAAUGCUGAAGAGCAGUUCUGAACAGCCAGAGGGGUUACAGGUGGAGGGUGAUGCUGUCUGCAACUGAUGGGGGGGAAAUGUCAGGGGAAUGCCCAGUGCAACUUGCUAAUAAAAACUUGAAAGGAGCCAAAAGUUUCCAAGAAACUACAAUUAGGAAUGUUUACAGCUUUUGACUGAGAUUGCAUCAAAAGAAUACUGUAUUGACUGCUGCAGAAAUGUGUCCUAUGCACUCUUUGAAAGAGCACACGACAACAUUGUCAGAUUGUAUGUUUUUGCUAUUCAAUUCUAUUUAAUCUCAGUAAAUAUGUUUUUAACUGUUUGUCUAUUUACGUGAAAUGAGCAGAAAGUCAUAGUUCUAAAGUGAUGGUUCUAAUUAGGUACUCCUUAUUAAAACUGAAAAUUGAAGUAUGAUUGAAAGACACUUUCACAAUAUCAAAUAUUUUUAUAUUUUUAGAAGGCUGAUUUAAUAACAGAAAUCUGUUAUUAAAUUAUAAUAUUAUAAUUCUGUUGCUUCUAUAAAACUGUUGUAAGAAUGUUAACAUUCUCACUGAAGUACAAAGGGAGGAAUACUCCAGCCUUCAUCAGCCUGUAGUGUUGGAGCAGAUGGAAUAACUCUGGGAACCCAGGCUGGAGGUUACCACACUAAUGUGAGAGCAGCAGUAGGGUUGUGAUGGGUGCUUGCUCAGAUGUGAUGUUAAUUCUUUAUUUUUUUUUACUAAUUAUAAAUCAACUUUUUAGUAGAAACUUAAAAGUAGUUUUUGUGCUUCAAAUAGCCUCUGAAGACUUUUUAAACCAUUAUUUCGAAAUCAAAGAGCUCAUAAUAAGCAUUUUAAAGGCGUUAUCAAUUGUCUGUAACAGCUCCAUCUGGAGAUAUUAUGGUAUGGCAUCUGUAUACUGUACUGUACUUUGUUACAGAGGUGUUUUUUAAACAAGUGUUGUUUACUCAUGAACUCUUCCAGGCUUUUUCUGUAUAUUUCUAUGUAAUGGCUUAAUUAGAGUUUUGGUGGGGUUUUUUAAAUUAUUAUUAUUUUGUUCUGAGAGUCCUUGAGCCAACAGACCAAAAUGGGUUCUCUAGACCUAUUUGUUCUAGUAGUGGAAUUACUUUAAUAGGAAAUAUAAUUUAAAAGCAAUUAAUUGUGCAAUAGGUAAAUACAAAAGCAUGCUGUUAUUCUGUUUAAAACAAAAACUUCACAAAGAAACUUUGCUGCAAUUAGAUCAGUUAGACUGUUAUGAACACUUCACUUGAAGAAUUUGCAUAUAGUCAGAAACACAAAAAAAAAUGAAACUAAUAAACAAAAAAAAAACUGUCUUAAAAAUCAUUGGGUUUCAGGUUCACAAUGGAUGUUAAUGUCGGGUGACACCUGUGAUGGUGCAUUUAUAUAAAAGCAUUUCAGGAGUCCCUUACCAGUAGAACGGCAAGUGGUAAAAAUUCCGUUGUUCUCUCCAUGCCACCACCUCCUCCAUGCUGUUUCUCACAUCUGUCUUGUACUAAACAAAAUGUGUGAUAGAAACGUGUUUUAAAAUGUUUACCAAAGUACCUCAUUUGAUUGACAAGGAGAUUCUGUAGGAGUGCUCUGAGCUUUCUUAGUGAAGUAUUGUAAAUUAGAAAGGAAGAAUUCCACUUAUGUCAGUCAAGUAAAAAUAGUUUCUUUCUUCUGUUGGCAAUUACAUGUUUUAUCAACAUUCUGUUUGUUUGUCUUAUCAGAGCAAGACAUUAAAGAAAUAUCAGAGCUCUGCCUAGGGCUUGCUAAGCUUUGUGAACUGUGAAUCUCUCCCAGCAUGUUGUAAUUGCAGUAGCUUUGCUACUUGGUGAUCAACUAUCUAAAUGGGCGUUCUAUGUUAAUAUUAAAUCUUUUACAUGUAACAUUCAAUGUGGCAAUGUAACAAUCUUUGAAAAGUCCCAUGUAGCCAUUUCCCCCUGCAGUGCAGCCUGAGGUAAGACGUGUGCGUAGAGCAGCGGCUCACGGCGGUGCCAAGUACAGAACGGGACCUGCACAGCUCUGAAAUGAGGUGGGAGGUGUUGGUAGUAAUCUCUCAGCUGGAGUUUGGCCCUACACAGUUAUACUUUUGAUUUCGUAAAACACAGUAGUGGGAGUGUUCAAGUGAUAUAAUUGGUUACUUUCUUAAGAAAAGUCUCCAAAAAACAUAAAAGGCAGGCUGAGAACACUUUAAAGCCAGUUGUACAGGAAGGAACCAAAAAAGCCAAAUAAUUACCACGUGGCUGGAACUCUGGGAUAUGUAGCCUGGUUUUAAUAUUUCAGGUGCACCUGUCAAUGUUUGCCAGGAUGUUUAAAGGAAGCACCAGGCAUAUGUGCUCUUUGCUUUGGAAUAGGAUGCCAUGCAGCUUUGGAAAACUGUCUGCUGUACUAAGGAACAGUAGCUCCUUUCUGUAAAGGAACAGUAACUCCUGUCUGGAAAUCAGUGACUUCCAUGCUUUCACUUGACAGUCCAAUUCUGUUUUCCAGCAGAAGGAUAGAUCUCGUCACAGACUUGUGGCUGAAAAGGAAGAGUGAAUUAGAAUUUUUCUCUGUGUUUCCUCACAGAGAGGAAAAGCUCUUCUCCGAGGUGUGACUCUGGACAAGGGGAGGUAGCACGUGUUUUGUGAGAACAGGAGGGAUUUGAGGAGGGCUGACUGAUUUCUGUAACCUUUGCAUCGGGGACCAUAUGCACAUUUUCUCACUGAGAUACUUUUGUAUUUGGAUUUUUAUUUUUUUAAGUAGCAUUAAGUCUAUAACUCAUUAACUAACCAAAGAGGAAUAGCUAGCACAGAGUUUUGGGAGGUACUGGAUAAUGAGCUUUGAGUUAUCCCUGAAAGCAAAUGCUGUAGGAGUGCAACUUCCCAAAAAUAAACUUGUCUUUCUGAACUAUUUUCUGAUUUUUAGACAAUGGUUUUGUUACUUUAGUUGUAUGUUUAGGAAGCUAACCUAUACUUAGCAGAAUUUUGUUUAAAUAUUUAUAAAGUUAUAGAAGUUAUAGCUAGCUAUUUAUUUGCAAUAACUUGAAUUAUGUGAUUUUUCUUUCUAGACAUAUAUUGGGUAUACUGGUAUUUAUUGAAUACUUGGAUAUUUGGUAGUUUUAUUUGAGAAUCUCUGGGAUACAUGGUAAAUGGUCAAAUAAUUAUAAACUUAGGACUAUCUUCAAAGCAAAAUAGAUCAGUUCAGUGGUAAAAAAAACUUGAGUCUAAUAAAGUAAGAUAAAUUUGUCUUUCAACAUUGUAUUUCUAAGCAAUCCAUAAGUCCCCAAAAAUGUAUUUUCUCAAAGAAUUCAGAUAAUUGUGUAGUUUUAUUCAACUUCAUUGUUUUAGACAAACUUUAAGAAAACAUCCCUUUUUAUUUGUUUCAGUAAAGGUUAGAUUAAUGUUCUAGAUUAAACUUGUACAGUGUAAUACUUUUUUUUUUACUACAAUGUUUUAUUAACUAUUGUUUUAUUUUUCCUCAAGAAGAGAAAACAAUCCCAUUUUGCUCAUGUUCCAUGCACAUACAGGCCUCUCAGAGACUCUUAGUAGUACAUAAUUCUUUUGUGUGUGUUUCUAACUUAUUUUUGUGGCUGUAAUUCCAAAUACUGUAAUAGAUUUUGUUAAUUUUUUAAAAUUGAGAAAUGAAACAUUGCAUUUCUUCUGGUUUUUGUUGUCAGUAACUUUCAUAUUUGAAUGUAUUUCCUGGUCAGCCCUGCAUGUUCUAUUGUAUUUAAGCAAUUGUCAUUUUCCAGAUUUGAAUUUGUUGCUCAUUUUCCUCCUGGUGACAAUGUUUCUUGCUGGAUAUUGUGUUGAGGAGGAUUAUUCAUUCCUUUCAUAUCUGAAUCUAUGUUUGUGAGAAUGAGUUAUUAAAAAACAGUAAGGGUUUUUUUUCUUUGUGUGUGUAUUAGAAAAGUAACAGUUAUGUAUAGCAUGGUAUUAUACCAUAUAUGUGUAACCUGAAACGGUGCAUUACUGUGAGAAAGACCAAA
Messenger RNA from Passer montanus (Eurasian tree sparrow), 6233 nucleotides. RefSeq names its product solute carrier family 35 member A3 (gene SLC35A3). NCBI's taxonomy places the organism in Eukaryota, Metazoa, Chordata, Aves, Passeriformes, Passeridae. The record is from RefSeq and is a predicted model, not a curated record. Gene Ontology annotation, molecular function: UDP-galactose transmembrane transporter activity. Gene Ontology annotation, cellular component: Golgi membrane. Gene Ontology annotation, biological process: pyrimidine nucleotide-sugar transmembrane transport.